AUGAUACCUUCUUCUUCUUGCUUCGCUCUGCUCCUUGUUCUCUUCCUAUUCCACCAACCCUUCUCUUCUACAGCCAAUCUUCACAAACUCAACACAAAUCCCCUCCUCAAAUCUGCCCUCCGCAGCCCGCCGCCAGUCGGCGACGAACUCUCCUCCGCCCAAUCCUCCGCCGCCGUGUCCCCAACCGUCUUCUUCGAAGUAACAAAGCCCAUCCCACUCCCCAAAACAGAGCCCUGCAAGCACAUCGUUCUCCAGCACGAUUUCGGCUUCACCUACAACCAGCCCCCGGUCCUCGCCAGUUACUCCCCUCCAUCUCACUGCCCCUCCUCGUCUCACGGUUUCUCCAAAAUCGUCCUCGAAUGGAACGCCACUUGCAAGGGGAGGCAAUUCGACCGCAUCUUCGGAGUCUGGCUCGCCGGCGUCGAGCUUCUCCGGAGCUGCACGGCGGAGCCGAGGCCCAAUGGGAUCUUCUGGACCGUACGAAAGGACAUCACCAGGUACUCCUCUUUACUGCUCAAGAACGAGAACCAGGAUUUAGCUGUCUUCCUUGGGAACAUCGUUGAUCAAACCUACACUGGAAUCUACCAUGUCAAUGUGAGCAUUUACUUUUACCCUGCGGAAGAGAAGAAACACGGAUCUGGGGCUCCAAAUUCGGCUGAUUUGAUCCUGCCCAUUUCGCGAAAUGUGCCGUCCAAUGAUGGGUUGUGGUUCGAAAUCCAGAAUUCGACUCAGACUGAAUCGAAGCAGUUCGAGAUCCCCCAGAAUGUUCGUAGGGCUGUGCUGGAGGUUUAUGUUUCGUUUCAUGAGAAUGAUGAGUUCUGGUUCACCAAUUACCCCAAUGACUACAUCGUUGCGAACAACAUUUCUGGUGCUCUAGGAAAUGGACCAUUUAGGGAAGUUGUGGUCAGUCUUGAUGGAGUUACAGUUGGUGCUGUUUGGCCUUUCACUGUGAUCUACACUGGUGGAGCGAAUCCUCUGCUGUGGAGGCCAAUUUCAGCAAUUGGAUCGUUUGAUCUCCCUACUUACGACAUCGAAAUCACUCCGUUUCUGGGAGGCAUGCUCGAUGGGAAGGCCCACGAGUUUGGGUUUAGCGUCACAAACGCAUUGAAUGUCUGGUUCAUCGAUGCUAAUUUGCAUCUUUGGCUGGACCAUCAUAAUGCCAAAACUGAAGGGCAGCUCAUGCAUCACCAUGAUCAGCUCGAUAUCUCUUCUCAGUCGAAAUUUAAUGGCUUGGAUGGGGAAUUUCAGACAGGUGCAGGCAGAUCGAUCUCUUCCAAAGGAUGGCUAGUAUCUUCCCAAGGGAAUAUCACCACCCGGUUUAGCCAGCAUUUUGGAUUCAAAAACAUCAUGGAGAUGGGAAAAGAUGGGAAUCUGCAGAUUGUAAGGCAGGUGAUUCUCUCAAAUGACAGUGUCUCAUUUUCUUCCCAUGCUCUUCGAUCAUUUGGAUCGCGUAACAACUUCAGCUUGGACUUCUACUCUGACUUCAAGGAGGAACCGAAAAAUGUUGGUGCUUACAUUAUAAAUGUCACAUUGGGGUUUGACAAGAAGAAGUCCGGUGACAGCUAUGAUUCUCGGUCUAAGAGCUCAUCUCUGCAUAAUCAGCAGAGUGGGCAAAGUGUUAUGAAGGUGAAGAACAACUUGGUGAUCAGUGGAGUUGGUGCGACGCAACAGCUAUACGAAUAUGUGGGUGAGCCGGUGUGUUAUUUCAGGAACAUAAGCAGCUUUAACUACACCAUUCUUUACGACAAGGAGGGCAAUACUUGCUACAAGAAGAAAGAGGGCUACGUAGAUUUUAAGGUUCCGAGGCUCUGGCCGUUCUCGAGCAGGAGGUCGUUCAUGGCAUCAUCAUCUGGAUUGCCGGGUGAACACUGA
Linum tenue is the source of this 1872-nucleotide messenger RNA. The record is from the annotation of a GenBank genome assembly. NCBI's taxonomy places the organism in Eukaryota, Viridiplantae, Streptophyta, Magnoliopsida, Malpighiales, Linaceae.